Solenopsis invicta (red fire ant) is the source of this 1235-nucleotide messenger RNA. RefSeq names its product SPRY domain-containing SOCS box protein 3. Gene Ontology annotation, cellular component: SCF ubiquitin ligase complex. The record is from RefSeq and is a predicted model, not a curated record. Gene Ontology annotation, molecular function: protein binding. NCBI's taxonomy places the organism in Eukaryota, Metazoa, Arthropoda, Insecta, Hymenoptera, Formicidae. The transcript is spliced from 5 exons. Bases 290 to 1006 code for a protein of 238 amino acids. Gene Ontology annotation, biological process: proteasome-mediated ubiquitin-dependent protein catabolic process.
CAUUUCUCGCUUUCCUACCAUGCUCAUGGUGUAGUCGAGUGUAGUACUCAGUAGUACUAGGUGUUCACGUUUUAACGUUUUAACUCAUUUUAACUUUAUGAUUACACUUGUGAUACACGCUGUGAGAUAUCAAUAUCAAACCUUUUUGCAUAUUUUCAUAAGCACAAUCUGCACAAUAAUUACAAGCAAUACAAAGAACGGCUGGAUUGAUGUCGACAUUAUAACUUACGUUAAUGAUUUUAGAAAAUAUGUAAUAUAAAUAUAAUAAUUCAAACAUAAUUCACAAAAUAUGGAUUUAGCUACAAAUGAUCAACAUACAGAGACGGAAAAUGACUUUUCAUCAAAGCAUGAAUGGACUUGGGAUAAAAAACUGUCAACCUCGUCGAUAAAAUUAUCAGAUAAUAACUUAGAAGUUACCUUUCAUCCUGUGUAUAGCACUGGCACAGCUGUUGCAAAAAGUAAUAAACCACUCGAGAAAGGAAGACACCAUUUUUGGGAGAUUUUAAUGAUAACGCACAUAUAUGGCACUGAUGUAAUGGUUGGUGUAGGAACUCCAAAUGCAGAACUUCACGAUUCAGAUGCGAAUUUUUGUGCUCUGCUUGGACGAGAUCGAGAAUCUUGGGGUUUUUCAUAUAAAGGAUAUUUACAGCACGAUGGUAAAAUAUGUGAAUAUGGGACAACAUUUGGUCAGGAUAACUUGGUAGGGAUACAUCUCGAUACUUGGAUGGGCACAUUACAAUUUUUUGUCGAUCGCAAACCAUUGGGUGUGGCUUUUACAAAUUUAAACAACGUUAUGCUUUAUCCAUUAAUAAGCUCAACAAUGGCUCAGUGUGUAAUGAAAUUAACCUAUAGUUGUUCAAUACCAGUAACUCUACAAACUACUUGUCUCGCAGUCUUGUCACCUUCGCAAAAGGCACAUUUAUCAAAAAAAUUUCCUGGUUUGCGUUAUCUUACCCAAAAUAUCUUUGCUGAUAUCCUACAAAAAUCUAUUGGUAUUGUGCAUUGACAGAUUGUGAUAAUGAAGACCUCGAAUUUCCUGCAAAGUAUAUUAUUUUAGAUGAUUUUGACUUUGCUCUUGUUGGACUUGGAAUAAAGAAGAAAAAACAUUUUUAGUGAUACAUAGGCCUGUAAUAAAUAACAUAACAUACAUUCAAUUUUAUAAUACAUUGUUGACUGUGUACAAACAUAGAUAAACGUACAAAAUAAAAAGAAUAAUCCUAUAUAUGAAUGUAAAA